Molecule: messenger RNA, 2155 nt
Organism: Megachile rotundata (alfalfa leafcutting bee)
Lineage: Eukaryota; Metazoa; Arthropoda; Insecta; Hymenoptera; Megachilidae
Product: collagen alpha-1(XV) chain
Source: RefSeq, a predicted model, not a curated record
AGAAAUAAAUUUCCGUUUGUUGCACCGCAAGCACCAAGAACUAAUCUGGAUGAACUGAAGGCUCUUCGAGAACUGAAACAGCUGAAGGAACUUAAGGAACACUUAGGCGCUGCAUCCACAGCAACCAGAGGUCCCCUAGAAAGCACGACAAAGAUUGUACCAGGAGCAGUAACUUUCCAGAAUACAGAAGCCAUGACAAAGAUGUCCGGCGUGAGUCCAGUUGGAACAUUGGCUUACAUCAUAGACGAGCAAGCGCUACUCGUUAGAGUAAACACUGGCUGGCAAUACAUUGCAUUAGGAUCACUUUUGCCUAUAACUACACCAGCUCCGCCAACCACAUCACCGCCCCCAGCAAAUCCACCUUUCGAGGCUUCCAACUUGAUCAACCAAAUACCCGUGAAAGCAGACGGAACAGGACUACGAAUGGCGGCUUUGAACGAACCGUUUACCGGCGAUAUGCACGGCGUACGCGGAGCUGACUACGCCUGUUAUCGACAAGCAAAACGAGCUGGUCUAAGGGGUACAUUCCGUGCAUUCCUCAGUUCCAGGGUUCAGAAUGUUGACAGCAUUGUAAGACUCGGAGAUCGGGAUCUUCCUAUUGUCAACAUUAAGGGAGACGUUCUGUUUAACUCUUGGAAAGAAAUGUUCAAUGGAAAUGGAGCGUAUUUCUCGCAGAAUCCAAGAAUCUACAGUUUCAAUGGAAAGAACAUCCUAACUGAUUUUACGUGGCCCGAAAAGGUAGCGUGGCACGGUUCACACAAAUUGGGAGAUCGAGCAAUGGACACAUACUGCGACGCCUGGCAUUCGAGCAGCUCUGAUCGUUACGGAUUAGGAUCGCCUUUAACAGGCGGACGGCUGUUAGAACAAGUUCGCUACUCCUGUGACAACAAGUUCGCUUUACUCUGUAUAGAGGUGACCAGCGAGACCACAAGGAGGAGGAGGAGCGUCGAAGUUACCGAGGACGAGAACGAGAUGUCGGAGAACGAUUACAAGGAAUACUUGGAUGCUCUAAUGGAAAAUUAACUCUUCUCUUCCUCACCCUUAAUAUACGUAAACAACGGCAACAAACAAACGUUUCGCUCGUUGUUAUGCAAACAAAGAAAUCGAGACGCAUCCGAUAAUAAUCGCUGUUUGAUGGACGAAUGAGAAAGCAAUAAAAGAAGUAAUAAAAAAGUAUCAUUCGAACACGGUGAACCACCGUCAAACAGUGAUUAUCAGUCCCGUUUCUAAAAUCUGUAUCUGUAAUUCCAAAGGUUAUAAUCGCGAGCUAUUAGCCAACGCUUUACACGAAUUUUCGUUCUCUCUUUAAGAAAUAAGACUGAUCGUCUAAACAUCGUUCAUCAGUGUCCCACAUCGAUUGCCUGUACUCUUGAUCCAUCGAGUGCGAAUCGACUCUACAUCAUUAGGAAUACCCUACGUCACGACAAACGUCCAGUUCUUAGACCAUUACUGCGAAAACGAGUCUUCAAAGCGUGGCCAAGAAUGCCCGCCCCGAGUCACAAUUUACUGUUAAGAGAUUAAUGAAAAAAAAGCGAAAAAGUAGAAAAAAAGAAAGAGAAAAGAACGUAAACUAACGGGCUGCCGUGCGACCUAAAAUAAAAAUCGGAGUUCAUAUCCGCGAUCAAAUUGCAUUUACACUUUAGCCAAUACAUAUGGGUGUGUAUGUUAGAUGUAAGCAACCAGUCGGUUAAGAUGGAUUCCGCUAAAGACCAUUAUUGAGUUUUUUCGCAUUCGGAAUCCAGAUUUAUGCUCCGUGUACAAUUCGCGGCAGACAUAUCAGUGCGAUACGAAUUGCACGGUGUAUGAAGUUACAAGUACGAGAAGAGUCGCUAAUAUUUGGCCUAAUAAGUGUAGGCAAUCAAGAUAUUGUCAGAACUCGACGUAUACGUAGUACAAUAUAACCUCUAUUGUCGGAAUUAAUAGAGAAGCGAGAAUGUUCGUAUCAUUUUCCUGCAUUGAACUUCAUAUACUUUAGAUCGGUUAUGCGCGAACUGUAUGUGCACUCGUUAUAUUGCCACGGAGGGAGCUGUAGAAGAAAGUCUUGGAAUUAAUGAUGUUGAAUGAGGUCUGCCUGUUCAGCAUUUGAAAGUUUGUGAAUUUUCAAAUUUUCGUAUAUUUUCAUUUUGAGAAAAUCUUGACAUUUUUUAAUUUUUGG